Molecule: messenger RNA, 5280 nt
Organism: Nerophis lumbriciformis (worm pipefish)
Lineage: Eukaryota; Metazoa; Chordata; Actinopteri; Syngnathiformes; Syngnathidae
Gene: usp47
Product: ubiquitin specific peptidase 47
Biological process (GO): protein deubiquitination
Cellular component (GO): nucleus; cytosol
Molecular function (GO): cysteine-type deubiquitinase activity
Source: RefSeq, a predicted model, not a curated record
CGUGCGCGUGACGUCAGAGGUAGCGAACGAAGUCUCACGCCAGGAACACAGCGGCCAUUUUUUCUCGGUAGCAAGGCUUCCUUGCAGAGUGUCACCCGGAGUGUUGCGAUCACUUUGAUAAGCUUACAAGUUUGAGCAAGUGUCGGGGAGGCUUAUCGACGCAUCCGACGUCCAAACGACAGGACAAAAGCCAUGCCAGUGUUGUCUUCUGCGAAGGUUUUUCGCUGACAUCCUUGCCCGAGUAGAGGCUUGUCUAAAAGUGUCGCACAAAUGGAAAUGGUGCCCAGCGAGGAGAACCAGUUCGUGUCGAAAGAGAUCCAAAAAGCUGCAGAGGAGCCCAGAGUGCUGUGUAUAAUCCAGGACAUUACCAGUGCGAAGACUGUCAAUGAGAGGUUGACCUUUAACCUGCCAGCAUCCACUGCACUCUCCAAACUUUAUGAAGAUGUCGCCCACAAAGCAGGAUAUGUGAACGGCUCAUUUGACCUCGCCUGGGGAAACACACAUGACAUGGCACCUCUGGACCACAGCGGUGAAAUGUCGCUCUUGAAUUGUGGCUUUGAGCCUGGCGGAAAGAGGAAUUUCCUUCAAUUGACAGACAAAGAUGGAGUACAACCUCAGGUAACAUCGGAAGAGUCAGCAGCUGUAGAUAGCAGUGGACUUGAUGAUUGCUCCCAAGAGCGCUUCAUUGGACCCCUGCCGAGAGACAGCACAGUUGGCUGUAGUGGUGACUGCAGUCCCUCUUACUCUUACACCUCCAUUCUUAACAAAUCUGAGACAGGUUAUGUGGGUUUGGUCAACCAAGCAAUGACCUGCUAUUUAAACAGUCUUUUGCAAACUCUGUUCAUGACCCCAGAGUUCAGAAAUGCACUGUACAACUGGGAGUUCGAGGACUCAGAAGAGGAUCCAGUCACUAGCAUUCCCUACCAGCUGCAAAGACUGUUUGUUCUACUUCAGACUAGUAAGAAACGUGCCAUUGAGACGACCGAUGUGACGCGCAGCUUUGGCUGGGACAGCAGUGAGGCUUGGCAACAGCAUGAUGUUCAAGAACUUUGCAGAGUCAUGUUUGAUGCCCUGGAGCAAAAGUGGAAGCAAACCGAACAGGCUGACCUGAUCAACCAGCUGUACCAGGGCAAGCUCAAAGACUAUGUCCGUUGUCUAGAGUGUGGCUACGAGAGCUGGAGAAUUGAUACCUACCUGGACAUCCCACUUGUAAUAAGACCUUUUGGGGCCAGCCAAGCCUAUGGCAGUGUGGAGGAGGCUUUGCAGGCAUUCAUACAGCCAGAAACAUUAGAUGGGCCCAAUCAGUACUUCUGCGAGCGCUGCAAAAAGAAAUGUGAUGCCCGGAAGGGUCUGAGGUUUUUGCAUUUUCCUUACCUGCUGACGCUGCAGCUGAAGCGAUUUGAUUUUGACUACACCACUAUGCAUCGCAUCAAGCUCAAUGAUCGCAUGACUUUCCCUGAGGAACUUGACAUGAGUCCAUUCAUUGAUGUGGAAGAUGAGAAGUCCCCUCAGACAGAAAGCUGCACUGACAGUGGAGCGGAGAAUGAAGGCAGUUGCCACAGCGACCAGAUGAGCAAUGAUUUCUCCACUGAUGACUGUGUUGAUGAGGGCAUCUGCCUGGACAGCACUGUCAGUGCAGAGAGGGUCCUUAAGCCAAAGAGUUUGCCAAGCUACGAGCUGUUUUCUGUCAUGGUACAUUCUGGAAGUGCGGCAGGUGGCCACUACUAUGCCUGCAUCAAAUCUUUCACCGAUGGCCAGUGGUACAGUUUUAAUGACCAGCAUGUUAGCAAGAUAACCCAGGAGGACAUCAGAAAAACCUAUGGAGGGUCCUCAGGGAGCAGGGGAUAUUAUUCCAGUGCCUUUGCAAGCUCGACAAACGCUUACAUGCUGAUUUAUAGAUUGAAAGAUUCCUCAAGGAAUGCAAAGUAUUUAUCUGUGGAGGACUUUCCAGAGCAUAUACAGAGUUUGGUUCAGAAAGAGAAAGAGUCUGAAGAACAAGAGAAGAGACAGAAAGAGAUUGAGCGCAAUACUUGCAAGAUCAAGCUGUUCUGUUUGCACCCUUCAAAGAUGAUGAUGGAGAGCAAGCUAGAAGUGCAUAAAGACAAAACUCUCACAGAAGCUACCGAAAUGGCCUACAAGAUGAUGGAGCUAGAGGGGUUGGUCCCUGUGGACUGCUGUCGCUUGGUGAAGUAUGAUGAGUUCCAUGAGUACCUGGAGCGCUCCUAUGAGAGCGAGGAGGACACACCCAUGGGCCUUCUGCUGGGAGGUGUCAAGUCCUCCUACAUGUUUGACUUGCUGCUGGAGACUCGGAGGCCAGAGCAAGCGUUCCUGCCUUAUAAACCUGGAGAGGUCAUGGUAAAGGUUCAUGUUGUGAAUCUAAGAACUGAAACCAUUGCCCCUCCAAUCAGUGUUCGAGCCUACCUGAACCAGACCAUCACUGAAUUCAAACAGCUUAUUGCACAGGCAACAGAACUUUCAGCAGAAACAAUGCGCGUGGUUCUCGAACGCUGCUAUAAUGACCUGAGGCUUCUCUAUGUUCCAAACAAAACACUUAAGGCAGAAGGUUUCUUCAGGAGUAACAAGAUUUUUGUGGAGAGUUCUGAGUCAACUGAUCAUCAAGUGGCUUUUACUGACUCGCUGCUGUGGAAGUUGUUGGAUCGCCAUGGGAAUACUAUCCGGCUUUUAGUUCUGUUGCCAGAGCAGGCUCCUGGCACUCUGACGAUCAGAACUGUUUGCCAAAAACUUGGCAGUGACGCGACCUUUGAAGGGUCAAAGGGCAACAGGAAAUCUGUGGAGGCUAUCCUUGAGGAGAGCACAGAAAAGUUAAAGAACCUGUCCCUGCAGCAGCAGCAGGGCUCCAGCACCAGCGACAGCCAGAAAAGCUCUGAUGCCAGUGACUUUGAACAUAUCGAGUCCCCAAGCCAAGAGCCGGACUCAAACUCACCAUGCGUAGCCGCAGACAACAGAGAAAUAGAGAAUCGGAUUGAGGUCACUGCUGGGUGCAGUAGCACGAGUGUCUCAUCUGACCCAGCAAACCAUUUUCCCUGCGAGGAACGCUCGGACUCUGAGGUAAACAAUGACCGCAGCACCAGCUCAGUGGACAGCGACAUCUUGAGCUCCAGUCACAGUAGCGACACAUUGUGCAAUGCAGACAGUGGUCCCAUCCAGCUGGCCAAUGGCUUGGACUCGCACAGCAUCACCAGUAGCCGUCGCUCCAAAGCCCACGAGGGAAAAAAAGAGACCUGGGACACUGCAGAGGAAGACUCUGGGACGGACAGCGAGUAUGACGACAACGGGAAGAACAAAGCAGAGGCCCAUUACUUGUACUUUAGAGCAGAACCUUGUUCCCAGGAUGAUCCUGCCUGUAAUGCACAAAAAUUUUUAGCAAUUCAUGUGGACAAGAGGAUAACAUUGGCAGCGUUCAAACAGAACCUGGAACCCUAUGUGGGUGUUGCUUCGACCCAGUUCAAAGUGUUUCGGGUAUACGCCAACAACCAGGAGUUUGAGAGUGUAAGACUCAAUGAAACACUGUCAUCGUUCUCUGACGAUAACAAGAUAACCAUUCGCCUUGGGAGAGCACUUAAAAAGGGUGAAUACAGAGUGAAAGUGUAUCAACUGCUGGUAAAUGAACAGGAGCCAUGCAAGUUCCUCGUGGACACUGUGUUUGCCAAGGGCAUGACUGUCAGACAGUCGAAAGAGGAGCUGCUUCCUCUGUUAAAAGAGCAGUGCAAGCUUGACCUCAGCAUUGACCAGGUGCGCCUCAGGAAAAAGACAUGGAAGAAUCCAGGCACCGUAUUCCUUGAUUACCAUGUAUAUGAGGAAGACAUCAGCAUCUCCUCUAACUGGGAAGUUUUCCUGGAAGCCCUUAAUGAGCCCGAGAAGAUGAAAUCGAUGUCUCAGCUGGCCGUCCUGACCCGUAGGUGGAGCCCAGCUACAAUGAAGCUUGGUUCCUUCCAGGAAAUCAUUCUGGAGAGCAGCAAUGUUGAAGAACUGAAGGAGAAGCUCAGUGAAAUCAGUGAAAUUCCACUUGAAAAGCUUGAGUUUGCCAAGGGUCGAGGAACAUUUCCCUGUGACAUUUCAGUGCUGGAGAUCCAUCAGGAUUUAGACUGGAACCCCAAGGUGUCAACGUUAAACAUGUGGCCUCUAUAUAUCUGUGACGAUGGUGCCGUGGUCUUCUACAGGGACAGCACAGAGGAGCCUAUGGAGCUAUCAGAGGAUGAGCGCAAUGAACUAAUGAAGAAGGAGAGCAGCCGCCUGCUCAAGACUGGACAUCGAGUCAGCUACUCACCACGUAAAGAGAAGGCCCUUAAGAUCUACUUGGACGGGGGCCCUGCCAAGGACCCGUGACAGGACUGAGUCCCAACGGCGUCUCUGGGUCACUUUGAUUUUCUGGCUGCUGCAGCCCAGUGGCUGACCGUCUCAGUGAGACUCAAGGUGUGGAUAAGCGGUCCGAAAAAAACUUGAAAGCCAAACAGUGUUGUGAAGUUGGAAUGCCCUCAGCCUCCUCUCUGAGCUCUGAAACCCUAUUGCACACUGUUGGAUGUAUCGUACUGUAAAGUUUAUUGGGAGUUUGAGAAGGUAGUCCUGCCAGAAAAUGAAUCCUACACACUGUUUGGACAAAUUGCCGUAACGUUGGAUGUUCUAGACCUGAACAUAUUUAUCCUGUCUCACUCGUCACACUUUUUCUGCUUGCACUUCCUCUUCUCACACUUCAUUGUCAAGCAUUACGGCAUAACACAUCAGGCAAGCUGCUCUAUGAUUGGUAUGUCUUCAUUCCUUGAUCAACACCACCUCCACUAGGUUAUCAGACCAAGAGCUUCAAAUUACUAAUGAAGAACUCCAAGUAAAGAUUCUCAUUUGAACAGCCUUGUUUUCUGUAAAUUGUGAUUCCCUUCAAUUGUAAUCGACAUUUGAGGCUGCGUUCACACCUGUUUGUAAUAACCUAAGUUGUAUUUGUUGAUUCAACUACCUGAUCUCUUGUUUAACUUACUUAGGGGAGCUCGCUUUUAUUUGGGUUUUUGACUUACAAGCAGGAGGUGGAGUGGGUGCCCCCACCCACUGCUGUUUGAUAAGAUGGACACCAGAGGGUGGAGAAAGGCCACCAAACCACCUGUGUCUCGACCUGCUGGGCUUUGAUGCUGGCACCAGCUGUUCACUGUAGAAAUGCCAAUAUCAGAAGAAAUUCUGUUUUUUUUCCGUGGGUGUUUGUUUUGAAAUUCAAAUCCUGUGAAAAUAGUUUGAGAUGAUUUUAGGAUUUAAUUAAAAUGCUUUAUUUCAUAA